Messenger RNA from Cuscuta campestris, 1192 nucleotides. NCBI's taxonomy places the organism in Eukaryota, Viridiplantae, Streptophyta, Magnoliopsida, Solanales, Convolvulaceae. The record is from the annotation of a GenBank genome assembly.
AAACAACAAUAGAGUGCAGAGGAGGAGAAUAUCAAAAGUUCCAAAUAAAGCAAGGAAACCUCUAAAGCAUCAAAGAAGAGCACUAGAAAGAGACCAAGAAAAAAUAUUGCACAAAAGGUAAAGAAGUGUGCACAAGAGAGAAGCAAACGGAGAUUAAUAGUGGAUUCUGAUUCAGACUUUGUGAACUGUGAAUCGUCUGACCCUGAAUUCACCAUCUCUGAAGAAGAGAGAGAUCAAGAUAGUACAGCGAAUAAAAUUUGUAGAGACCUAAUGUAUAAAUCAAGGAGUCCACCUUCAAAGAAUCCACCACGAGGAAAAAACAGAUAACCUCAGAAGAAGCCAUCACUAAGAAAGGAGAAGGAAAAGGUAGUGAUAGAGGAGAUCAAGAAGAGUGAAGAAGUGAAUCAGAAUUGUGGAAUUUGUUUGUCUGAAGAAGGAAAGAAGACAAUCCGUGGAACAUUGAAUUGCUGCAGUCACUUCUUCUGUUUUGUGUGCAUCAUGGAGUGGUCAAAAGUUGAGUCUCGGUGUCCCCUCUGCAAGCAAAGAUUUGUAACAAUCACAAAGGCUUCAACUAAAUCAAGUGCGGGAUUCAAUUCAAGGAUUGCGGUGAUUCAAGUACCUGACCGUGAUCAAGUUUAUGUACCAUCUGAGGAAGAGCUCGGGGAUUAUCUUGAUCUAUACGAAAAUAUUUUAUGUACUAAAUGUCAACUAUGUGUUUAGAUUUAUAAGGGCCUGUUUAUUUUUAUAAUCAAGUGUUUCUCUCUUAUGCUUGCAGAAGUGUUAGCUACUUAGAAUUUACUUAGAGCUUCUAUGCUCUAACUCCUGCAUUUUGGAAGCUAGACGUGGAUAUGUUGUGUGUGCAUAUAUGAUACCGAGUAGUACUACUUACUCCCUCCCUACGGAGUAAUAAUAUUAUUUAUGAAUUGAUAGAAAUACCCAUAUUGAUUUUUUAUGUGUUAAAAUGAGCAUGAAAAAGUGAGAUCUAAAUGAUAGGUAGCUUUGAGUCGGUCCAAAAUUGGAAUAUUGUGUAUAAAAGAAUUUUCAAAUUUUGUAUUUUUAUCCUGUGUUAUUCGUAUUAAACAUUGUUUGAUGAAAAAUAUUACAAGCAUUAGUAUUAUGACUAUUAUCCCUGAUAAUAACUGUGUCAAGCGAAGUAGAUUUACAUAUCUUGAAAUCAAUAGUGUUGACCUCU